This is a messenger RNA of Bradysia coprophila, 2076 nucleotides long. RefSeq names its product UDP-glucose pyrophosphorylase (gene UGP). The record is from RefSeq and is a predicted model, not a curated record. Gene Ontology annotation, biological process: UDP-alpha-D-glucose metabolic process. Gene Ontology annotation, molecular function: UTP:glucose-1-phosphate uridylyltransferase activity. NCBI's taxonomy places the organism in Eukaryota, Metazoa, Arthropoda, Insecta, Diptera, Sciaridae.
AUUGAUGAUUUGAAAAUAUUCUCGUUAGUUUCAAAUUUAUUGUUCAACCGUCAACAAUAACACAUUAUACAAAAGCGCUUUGAUAGUGCACGUUCUUCGCGUUAAAUUUGAAAUCGUUUCUUUUUUCUCGCUCGCCGUUUCAUCUUUUAAACUGAUAAACAAUUUAACGACAAAUAAAGUAUUAGAAUAUUUAAUGUUCGUAAUUUAACAUGGAAUGAAGUGCUGGGUUUUUCAACAGAAGUGUAAUUCUAUUCUGAACACAAAAAAAAACGAUUUGAUUUGUAUGUUACAUUCUAACUCACGUUCAAUACAAUUUUGUUGAUUUGUGUUAUUUACAUUUGUGUAUAUCCAUUAAGUGCUCACUUUGAUAAAAGCAAUUAACUUCGACUUCUGCAACAAAAUGCCAGGUGCUAUGGAAAUGCUGCUUAACCGAGUGAGAGGGCACCAGCGAGUCCCUUCCGAUUCGAAAGAAUUCCACGAGGUGACCAAACGUGACGCACAAAUCCAAUUAGAAGUUGAGCUCGAUAAAUUGCUGAAAACGUCCAACGAUGAGCUGAAACCGUUCCUCAGCGGCGAAAUGGGUCGCUUUUCGGCGCUGUUCCAGCGAUUUUUAUCGGAAGACGGUCCAUCGGUCGCUUGGGAAAAAAUUCAGAAAUUGCCGGAAGAUGCGAUCAGACAUUACGAUACGCUUAGUUUACCAAAGGAAGAUCAAAUUCGUGAAAUGCUUGACAAAUUGGUUGUGAUUAAAUUAAAUGGUGGUUUAGGCACGUCAAUGGGUUGCCAUGGUCCGAAAAGUGUGAUUCCAGUUCGAUCGGACCUAACAUUUUUGGAUUUGACUGUUCAACAAAUUGAGUCUUUAAACAAACAGUACAAUGCUAACGUACCACUGGUUCUGAUGAAUUCGUUUAACACAGACGAAGACACAGAGAAAAUUAUUCGAAAAUACAAAGGAUUUCAAGUGCAAAUACAUACGUUCAACCAAAGCUGCUUCCCUAGGAUCAGCAAGGACUCAUUACUGCCAGUUGCCAAGGAUAUGGACAUCGAUAAGGACAUUGAAUCGUGGUAUCCGCCCGGGCACGGUGACUUUUACGAAUCGUUCCAAAAUUCCGGUCUUCUGAAACAGUUUCUGGAUGAGGGUCGCGUAUACUGUUUCUUGUCCAACAUCGAUAAUCUUGGUGCAACGGUUGACCUGAAAAUUCUGAACAAACUGCUGCACGAAAAAGCGAGCAAUGGAGACUCGGUUGAAUUUGUAAUGGAAGUAACCGAUAAGACUAGAGCCGAUGUUAAGGGCGGUACACUGAUUCAGUACGAAAACAAAUUGAGAUUACUGGAGAUUGCGCAGGUGCCGAACGAGCACUUAGACGACUUUAAAUCGGUCAAGACAUUCAAAUUUUUCAAUACCAACAAUAUUUGGGCAAAACUUGAUGCAAUCGAUCGUGUUCUGUCGCACAAAACACUAAACAUGGAGACAAUAGUCAACCACAAGACGUUGGACUCUGGCGUUCGUAUCAUACAAUUGGAGACGGCUGUCGGUGCCGCAAUGAAAUGUUUUGAUGGUUCGAUUGGCAUCAAUGUGCCCCGUUCCCGUUUCUUACCGGUUAAGAAAACGUCCGAUCUACUGUUGGUUAUGUCGAAUUUAUAUAGUCUGAAAGGUGGAUCAUUGUGUAUGUCACCGCAACGAAUGUUCCCGACCACACCGCUAGUCAAGCUGGGUGAUAAUCAUUUCAGCAAGGUGAAAGAGUUCCUGGGAAGAUUUGCCACCAUACCGGAUCUCAUCGAGCUCGAUCAUUUGACUGUCUCGGGUGAUGUAACAUUCGGUCGUGGAGUUUCGCUCCGUGGCACUGUCAUUAUUAUUGCCAAUCACGGGGAUCGUAUCGAUAUUCCCGCUGGUGCUGUGUUGGAGAACAAAAUCGUUUCGGGUAAUAUGCGUAUCCUGGAUCAUUAACGUCGAACGGAACUUUUAUUUGGAGCCAGUUUAUCUUUCCUAACGUUUUCGUUGAUUGUUUUAAUUUCUUUAUAGCUUUUAGUAAUCAUGCUGUUAACGUUUGAGAUUAAAUGUCGUUACCUUACGGAUAA